CGGCGAUGAUGUGUCCGAACACUAUCGUCAUGACACACGGGCCCGGCGUGGUGCUUAUGCCUUGGGCCGACAACGAGAAUGUGACGGCUAUUUUGGCCGCACACUACCCAGAUGAAGAGUCUGGCAACUCGAUUGUAGAUGUACUGUGGGGCGUUCAGGAGCCUAGUGGUCGAUUGCCUUACACCAUUCCUAGAACCGCUUCAGACUAUGGUCUGCCCAUCGUGGAGCAUGUCGAUGCGAAGGGCGAUCCAAACGCAUGGCAAGCAGACUUCACAGAAAGCCAGUUAAUCGACUAUCGGCAUUUCGAUGCGAGCGCCAUCGAUCCAAUAUACCGCUUUGGCUUUGGGCUCUCGUACACGACAUUUGAGAUGGACGAUGUCCUCAAUGUAGAGAUCACGGGCGGCUCGUUAACGGCCUACGCAAAUGAGUCUAUGGGCUUCGCUCCUGGCGGUCUACAUGAUCUAGCAGGUUUUGCAGUGCCGCAGCUCUACGUUUCUCUGCCUCAGGACACAACCCCUUCGGGUACACCCAUGAAGGUGUUAAGGGGAUUCAAGAAGGUCAGACUCGAUGCAAGCGAGACAAAGCAGGUGGAAUUCGAGCUGACGAGGAGGGAUAUCAGCUACUGGAAUGUGGAAGAGACCGCUUGA
Boeremia exigua is the source of this 647-nucleotide messenger RNA. RefSeq names its product glycoside hydrolase family 3 C-terminal domain-containing protein. The record is from RefSeq and is a predicted model, not a curated record. Gene Ontology annotation, molecular function: beta-glucosidase activity. Gene Ontology annotation, biological process: glucan catabolic process. The transcript is spliced from 2 exons. Bases 6 to 647 code for a protein of 213 amino acids. Lineage: Eukaryota; Fungi; Ascomycota; Dothideomycetes; Pleosporales; Didymellaceae.